Sordaria macrospora k-hell is the source of this 906-nucleotide messenger RNA. RefSeq lists its product as uncharacterized. NCBI's taxonomy places the organism in Eukaryota, Fungi, Ascomycota, Sordariomycetes, Sordariales, Sordariaceae. The record is from RefSeq and is a predicted model, not a curated record.
AUGCCAGACGACCAACAUCGCACACACACACACUCCCGUUGUCCCAGUUUCUGCGUUGUUUGUUUCCACCCCAUACUUUCACCGAAUAUGUCAGGCCUGGAAUUCCUCAACGUCGCUUCCAGCAUCAUAUCAAUUGUCGACGCAGUCGUCAAAGUCAUCAGUGCCUACCAAGACGUCAACGGGCUCCCUGACGCCGUCAGGGACGCCUAUACCCGCUUACCAUUAGUGGCAGACACGCUUAGACUGGCCACGGAGUGUAUGAACCAAAGCCAACCCGACAACGAUCAGGAUAACACGACAAAGGAGUCAUGCAGAGCGAUGUUGCAAGUUCUCCAAGCAUGUCGCGAAAAAGCUACGCUGCUGGGGACCAUCUUCCAUGCGGUUCUUCCCCCAGGAACGACGCGUCCUUCAGCGCGCAAGCGCUUCACCACCGCCGCGAUCAUGACGCUGCAUAUGGGCAAAAGCAGGAAGGUCGAAUCGUUGAUGAAGGGUAUCCUGCAAGACAUCCAGCUCUUGGCGAACAAUCGUGCUCUGGAUGAGGCCACUAGAAAUAAGAUAAAGGCUCGAAUGGAUAUGAAUGCCUCAGCUCAGAGUAAUAUCAUCUCGUUGUCGGGAAGCUCUCCACCACCACCCCCGGUUACAUGUGCGAGUCCAUAUGCCUCUGACGAGGGCUGUGAUCUUUCUGUGCCGUCAGAGCACAUGCAGUCGUCCGUACCUUUGUCACAACAUGAAGAAACAAGACCAACCAUGUCGUAUCGCCAACCGUCCGUCUUCUGCAGCUACGGAACUGGAACACAAAAUAUCCAUUCCGGCCGCGGCAACCAGAACAUCAAUAGUGGACAAGGCCACUUCUUCAACGGAACAGUCACCGGCCCUAUCCACUUCUCGACUGCUGCCCGCUGUUAA